AUGUCGUCUCAAACCGUGGAGCAACUUAGCGGAUUCGAGAAGCAGUACUCCCUCCAGACCGCUGAGAUCACCUCGAAAAUCGGUAGAGUUCACACACUUCCCUCUUCAGAACGUGCCGGCGCCGUUCAGGAUAUUCGGAGGAAUUUGGAGGAGGUCAAUGACUUGUUGGAUCAGAUGGAGUUGGUUGUAAGAGAGCUCGAGUCGAAUACAACAGAACGAACAAAAUACGAAUUGCGAGUUCGCAGCUAUCAAAGUGACAAAAAACAGUUGGAUACAGAGUUGGAAAAGGCGAUUCGAAGAGUGAGAGAAGAGGCGGAUCGGGAUGAAUUGUUGGCGUUUGAUGAUCAGUUGGAUGAGCAUCGACAGGAGGAUCAGUUAAUUGCGAAUACACAGAGAUUGGAGAGAUCGACGAGGAAGGUUCAGGAUGCGCAUCGAAUUGCUGUGGAGACGGAACAGAUCGGUACCGAAAUGCUCUCUAACCUCGCCAGUCAACGUGAAACAAUCGGUCGUUCACGUGAUCGUCUCCGUCAAUCGAAUGCAGAUUUGGGCAGAGCCAACAAGACAUUGGGAUCAAUGAUCCGUCGUGCUAUCCAGAAUCGUCUUCUCCUUCUAAUCGUCACUUUUCUUCUCUCAUUCAUGUUUUUGUAUAUCGUUUAUAAGGCGAUCUAA
Molecule: messenger RNA, 669 nt
Organism: Caenorhabditis remanei
Lineage: Eukaryota; Metazoa; Nematoda; Chromadorea; Rhabditida; Rhabditidae
Exons: 3
Coding region: 1-669 (222 amino acids)
Biological process (GO): intra-Golgi vesicle-mediated transport; intracellular protein transport; retrograde transport, endosome to Golgi
Cellular component (GO): Golgi apparatus; ER to Golgi transport vesicle membrane; late endosome membrane
Molecular function (GO): SNAP receptor activity; SNARE binding
Source: RefSeq, a predicted model, not a curated record